Molecule: messenger RNA, 3660 nt
Organism: Polistes dominula (European paper wasp)
Lineage: Eukaryota; Metazoa; Arthropoda; Insecta; Hymenoptera; Vespidae
Product: dorsal protein
Biological process (GO): cellular response to stress; innate immune response; inflammatory response
Cellular component (GO): nucleus; cytoplasm
Molecular function (GO): DNA-binding transcription factor activity, RNA polymerase II-specific; RNA polymerase II cis-regulatory region sequence-specific DNA binding
Source: RefSeq, a predicted model, not a curated record
UAAAACGUAUUUAAAAAGAACGAUUGUAAUUAAAAGAAAAAGAAGAGGAAAAAAAAUCGAUUAAAUCUCGAUUAAAAUAGUGUGCUAACUCUUAUCGUACGUUUAUUUAGUGUAUAGUGCAUCAGAAUGUAAGAAAGGGUUAUUCAUUCUUCGGAAAAUCAUACAGUGAGAAAAAAAGAAGAAGAGAGAAACUAUUGGUUGGAAAAGAGGGAAAAAUUGAACAAAUGAACCCCGCGCUUGUUUAAUUUACUCUUUUUCCCCCUCUCUUUUUCCUUCUCUUUCUCUCUCUCUCUCUCUCUCUCUCUCUCUCUCGUUACGCGCGAGAGAGAAAGAAAGAAGUUCUGUCGAACGUGCAUGCCGUUAACGAUGUAGAAGAUCUUACUGCAGAUGGCCGUAAUUCACUAUUGUAAAUCAAAAGUUUAACAGUUAUCAUGGAACAUGAUAUAAGCGAUGAAAACUUGAACAUAAGUGAUGUCAUCGAGGUCAUCAAAACUACCGACCCUGGUUUUGUGGAAUCUAACGGACACAUGGAUCAAGACAAGAUGGAAAUUAAUAGAAAGCACAUGGCACAACCUUAUGUGGAGAUAGUAGAACAACCUGCAAGCAAAAGCUUGCGCUUUCGUUAUGAAUGUGAAGGUAGAUCUGCUGGUAGUAUACCUGGAGUUAACAGUACACCGGAAAACAAAACUUUUCCUACUAUAAGAAUAGUAGGCUAUAAAGGUCGAGCUGUGGUAGUUGUAUCUUGUGUAACAAAAGAUUUACCAUACAGACCUCAUCCCCAUAAUCUCGUUGGCAAAGAAGCAUGUAAACAAGGCAUCUGUACGCUUGAAAUUACAUCUGAUAACAUGACUGUAACUUUUGCUAAUUUGGGUAUCCAAUGUGUCAAGAAAAAAGACAUAGAGGAAGCACUGAAAAUCAGAGAAGAAAUUCGUGUCGAUCCUUUUCGAACUGGUUUUGAACAUAGAAAACAACCUACUAGCAUCGAUCUUAAUGCAGUGAGACUAUGUUUUCAAGUAUUUUUAGAAGGAACACGAAAAGGAAAAUUUACUCAUCCAUUACAACCUGUAGUAUCAGAUCCUAUUUUUGAUAAAAAGGCAAUGUCCGACCUUUCGAUCAACCAUUUAAGUCAUAAUAGAGCUCCUUCUUGCGGAGGUAUGAAGAUGAUACUUUUAUGCGAAAAAGUAGCUAAAGAAGACAUACAAGUUAGGUUUUUUGAAGAAAAAAAUGGACAUGUUAUUUGGGAAGGGUAUGGAGAUUUCGCACCCACAGAUGUCCACAAGCAGACGGCGAUCGUGUUUAAAACCCCAAGUUUCCGUCUUCUACAAAUAGAAGAACCAGUACAAAUUUACAUCCAAUUGAAGAGGCCAUCAGAUGGUGUGACAAGUGAACCACAUCCAUUUGAAAUGUCACCAUUGGAUACAGGUAGUAGUGAGUCAUUAAAACGAAAGCGACAAAAGUUUGAUAACAGCCCAAAUGCGAUACUCUUGAGAGGUUUACAGGCAGAGGCUCAGAAGAAUCAAAUGCACUUAUGUAUAGGAAAGACAGGUGCUGCAGAAGCUGCUUAUCAAAAUGCUCAGUACUACAAUAUUAUCAAACCAGAACCAGUAGAAGCGGGACCAUUACCAUUUGGAAGAUAUACUACAAACUUAGGAUCUUAUUCGUUGCAAUCUCAACCUCAAACUCAAUCUCAACCUCAACUUCAAUCUACGCCUCAGCAGCAACUUCCACUGCAAUCUCAACCUUUAUCUAAUUUGCAAACACUAAGACCUCAAGUUUCACCAGGUCGAGCUACAUCACCUAUGGAAUACGGUUCAUAUAAUCUAAAGUACUUUAAUGUAACAUUUGUAUUAUUUAUAAUAUUAAAUUUGACACCGUUAAUAUUGGAUUUAUCUUACAGACCUCAAGUUUCACCAUGUCGAACUGCGUCACCUAUGGAAUAUAAUUCAUAUAAUCCACUUUUGGCACAAACACAUCUAUCUCCUUCGUAUCAACCAUCAAGUUCUAAUAUGACACAACAACCUUCAGUUGGAAUAUCUGUUCCAGAACAAUAUUCAUUUUUACAAGAAAGUAAUUUGUCUAAUACAGACCAAAUGAUAUUAAGCAAAGUUACAUCGAAACAUUUAAAUACUGGCCUGGAACCUAUAUAUAAUAAUGGUAAUCUAGAUAAGAUAGAUUUAGCUACGGAUUUAGGUAUCAAUCAGCAGUAUUUUGAUCUGACUCUAAAUACAGCAGGAUUAGGAGAAUUCGAAACUUUUGAUACCGAAUUGUCCACAAAUUUAUUAAGUGGACUAUCAAUAUCAGAAGAUUUAAAGGAGGAAGGAAACGAUAAUGUUAAAUUGGAAACGGACAAUGUUGGAGAAAAUAACAUGACUGACAGUUACACUAAUAUAACAAAAAAUACUAUUCAAGAAUUGUGUGAUUUAAAUGAUAUAUACAGACAUAACAAAAACGAUGACACUUAAAUAGUUCCGCAUGUGUUAAAAAUCAGCUUAUAAAAAUUGACUUUGGUGAUAUUUCUUGUUUAUGAAGUAAGGUUGUAUUUUAUGUUUUGUACAUAAAUAUUAAUUUUUUUUUUUUUUUUAAUGACCAAAUUUACGAUACUAAGUGCAAUGAUGAGAUAUUGUAAAUACUACAAGAAGUGUAUUACCUUGUUGCUGAUUAUCACGCUAGUUUAAAUAUAUUAAUACAAUAUAUAAAUAUAUUAACCCUUAUCGGUAGUCAGUCACGUCUCCCAUGACAACGAUAUUUUGACGUUGCGUUCAUCUGUCACAUAAAAAUGACAAAUGAAAUAUGUGUAUAUUGCAUAUAUGUAUAAACCAAAUCAGCUACAAUUUAAUGAGAAUUUUAUGAAAAUGGCUGAUGAUCGAUAAUGGCUAAAAUUAACACUUUGACUUGCCGCGCACGUUUCACGUGAUAUUUGCCCGUGGUGCCUACAUGAAUUCUUUUUUUUAUUAUGGGAUGCAUAUUUUGUUUAAUGCAUUAUUUGUGGUGUGGUCACUGGUGGUGAUCCUCAAGACACUGUAGACAAUUUUUGUAAUCAUCAGUUGUUUCAAACUGUUCAAAAAUGGUAAUAGAUUAUAAUUUAUGAAAAUCUAUAGUUGAUUUGUCUGAUCAAAUGAUGGCUUAUAAUUUAUCAUUGCGAUUAACUAUAAUAAUAUUUUACAAGAAAUUGGCAAUAGAACUUUACUGUGAUUACUUUUGUUGUAAAUUAAAUGAUGUUAUACAAACAAGUAGUAACUCGAAAGAUAUUUUAAUUCAAGAUUUUAGGAUAUAAAGUUUGCAAUGUUUUUAAUGAAAUGUUCUGAUGAUGAAGAUUGUAUUUUUUUUUUUUUUCUUUCAAGCAAUUACAUACAGAAAAAACGUCGUUUACACGUCACGCAUAUUUUCCUUGUAAUUAUAAAAUAAUCGUUGCAUGUUUUGUAUGCCAUUAUUUUCUUCAAACCUUUAUAAAAACAAUGGUAUUAUUUAUAAAUUUAUCAAUAUCGAUAUUUACUCCAAUCAUGUAUUUUUAUUAUUGGUCGUGUUGAGAGAUCACCGGUGACCUAUAACGGCAGUCAAUGUGUUAAUCGUGAAUUUAACUGUUAUACAAAGUUGAUUGAAAUUUGUUCAUUUGUAAUAUAUGUAUAUCACAUUUUUAUGUGAAUAUGAAAAUUAUUUGAA